Molecule: messenger RNA, 2308 nt
Organism: Hemiscyllium ocellatum (epaulette shark)
Lineage: Eukaryota; Metazoa; Chordata; Chondrichthyes; Orectolobiformes; Hemiscylliidae
Product: transmembrane protein 151B-like
Exons: 2
Coding region: 354-1862 (502 amino acids)
Source: RefSeq, a predicted model, not a curated record
UAAAGGGGGACCCAUUGCAGUGAAGGUGCUGCAUAUAAAACAGGGACCAUUGCUAGAACAUGCCUUUCAGCUUUACACUAAAACUAGACUUGGAUAUGUGAGAUGCUUCAUUGGAACUGAAUGCUGCAGGAUGGCUCUAUUGUAUACACACCGUGUGUGUGUCUCUGUAAGGGUAAAAUCACAGUGCUUUACUAAGGAGGAUUGAAAGGGGAGCUGCUCUUUCUCUCUCUGUGUAUCUCUAUCGCCCUGCUCCCCCUCUGGGCAGCUUUUGUCCCUGAUAGGAAAUGACUUGGCCGUUUCCACAUGGCGUUUUCGCUCGGCUGGACCUGUGCCUGGGAGGCUGAGGAAAGAUCAUGCAGAGUUUGUCAGGAGCGGUGAACGAAGGUAACACCCCGAGCCUGCAAGACAUCAGAGAGGAGCAGCGACCCCUGAAGCAGUCCUUGAGCAGUUCGCUGUGCAGGGAGACUCACUGGAAAUGCUUGGUCCUGACCCUCCUGAUGUACAGCUGCUUUGGCGUGGUGACCUGGUGCCACCUGUCCAAGGUGACCAGGCUGGCCUUCAACAAGCCCUACGGCCGUGAGUCGAUGAUCUACCACGAGAGCCCGUGCUCCAGCGGCUACGUCUACAUCCCGCUGGCCUUCCUCAUGAUGCUGUACGUGGUCUACCUGGUGGAGUGCUGGCACUGCUAUGGCAAGAACGAGAUGCAGCACAAGGUGGACGUCAACAGCGUGUACGAGAGAGUGCAGCGCCUCCAGCAGGCCACCCCCUGCAUCUGGUGGAAGGCCAUCAGCUACCACUACAUCCGGCGGACCCGCCAGGUCACCCGCUACCGCAACGGCGAUGCCUACACCACCACGCAGGUCUACCACGAGCGGGUCAACACCCACCUGGCCGAGUCGGAGUUCGACUACUCGCGGCACGGGGUCCGGGACGUCUCCAAGGAGCUGCUGGGCCUCGGCGACUACCCGGCGACCAAGCUCCGCUUCACCAAGUGCUUCAGCUUCGCCAGCGCCGAGUCGGAGACGGCCUACCUGACCCAGAGGGCCCGGUUCUUCAGCCAGAACGAGGGCCUCGAUGACUACAUGGAGGCCCGUGAGGGCAUGCACCUGAAGAACGUUGACUUCAAGGAGCACAUGCUGGCCUUCUCUGACCCCAAGAACCCUCCCUGGUACGUGUCCCGCUAUGUCUUCUGGACGCUCUCCUUCCUGGUGCUGUCGUGGCCGCUCCGGGUGCUGGUGGAGUACCGCACGGCCAGCGUGCACUACCACGUGGAGAAGCUCUUCGGCCUAGACGAGGGACUGCUGGCCCUCACCCCCGAGGAGGCAGGUCCCUACGGCCAGCGGGUCACCCGGGUCAACACCAUUGACAUGACCGAGCUGGAGUGGCACAUCCGCUCCAACCAGCAGCUGGUGCCCAGCUACUCCGAGGCCAUGCUGAUGGAGGCUUCCUCCUCAGGAGGAGGCACCAGGCCUCGGCCUCCCUCCUCCUCCGCCGCCGCCGCCCCCUACCCCCAGAGGUGCCAGCGUUGCCGCCGGACAGUCAGCAGCUCCUCGCUGCCAUCGGCCCGUGAGCCGUGCGCCCGCCUGCCCUUCAGCCGCAGCCGCCUCUCGCUAGGCCGGCUCCAGGGCCCAGGCCGGGCCUGCCUCUUCCGGAGCCUGAGCGGAGGGCGUUUCGUCGAGGCCCCGGGGACGGGGGUCAGGGCGGACGACGAGGAAGACGAGGAGGAGGAAGAGGAAGAGCCACCCUCUUACCAGGACGCCAUCUACUUCCCGCGCCUCAUCGUGCAUGCGGGCAGCGGUUGCCAGGGGCACCAGCCCCGGCAACAGGAAGGCCCGGGCUCGGGGCCAGACACACCGUUGUGAACUUUCACCUCCCGACUGUUGUCAACUGAUCCGCAUCACACCCACCCCUCAAAGGAAAAACGUCCUUCGCCAUCGACAAACUAAUCCCGUCCCUCUCCCUCGACCGGUUCACGUCUCGCUACAGGAACAGCCAAAGGGGGUGAAACUGUCAAAACAAAACCAAAAACAAACUACGGUUCCUCACCGCCACUGGCGCCCCCUCCCGUUACGUAUGUUCUCAUGCUCCAAGAUGGCGGCUGUUUUAGCUCAAGGGGAGCUCAUGGUCAAGGGAAGGUUCCCCCCCUGUCUCCAUUCCCCCCCUCCUGAAAAAGCCUCACAACUGAGUUCCAACUUCACUGAACCACUGGACGUUGAGUCCUCUGGGAAGAGAUUCCAGUGUCGGAGGGUAGAGAAAGAGGGAUGGGAGUGGGUGGGGGGGAGGGAUGUGGAAAAAAUGGAGUGGGGAG